Messenger RNA from Owenia fusiformis, 1146 nucleotides. NCBI's taxonomy places the organism in Eukaryota, Metazoa, Annelida, Polychaeta, Sabellida, Oweniidae. The record is from the annotation of a GenBank genome assembly.
GUUAGGUCUUUCACAUUUCCACUUCUUCCCGGACGUCUACACUGGAGAAAUUGUUAAACCUACUAUUGCAUAUUCAUCAAGUAAAAUAAAACAGACAUGAGGACCUACAUUUUCUGUGCAUUCACAGUGCUUCUAUGCGCAUUGGGUACCACGGCUACAAUUAGAAAGUUAGCAAUAAAUCGUGGAGUUGGUGCUGGCAACGGAGUACAGCAUGAUGUGAGCGACAUUGGUGUCGAAUGCACUCCCGGUGUACCAUUCAGGUAUGCAGACUCAAAGUGCAAUUAUUUGAAGUGCAAAGAUAAUAUAUAUGAAGUGGAAAUAUGCCCGGAUUCCAUGGCUGUCAUUGACAGUUUAAAAAAGGAUGACGUAGCAACUGUAAACCCCUGUUCCAAACCUGACCCGGACUGUAAAAAAACGUUAGAGCAAAAAGGUCUAGGCGACCAGGAUGUACAAGCUUGUGGACUUGAUCUAAACUUGAUAAUAGAUAUGUCAAUUUCCAUCAGCGCUAUAGAUAAAGUGAAAGUAAGAAGCUUUAUUUUGAAGCUUGUGAAAAGUCUUCGACUUGGAGAUGCAUUUACAUUGGUGUCAGGAUCAACUUAUGGAUCUGAAGUCCACCCAUUUCUUAAAUUCAACACGUACAAUACGGGUACAUCGAUUCUACAAGCAAUAAGGAAAAUGGAAAUGAACCCAAAGAAGGGAACAGCUACCUAUCUUGCUUUACGAGAGGCCAGAGAACAGUUAACUACUGAAUUUGGACGUAGACCAGACAAAAAGGCUGCUUCCAUACUGGUGACAGAUGGCGUCACUAACCCAUUUGACAAGUCACCUGAGACUAUAGAGGAAGCCAAGAAAUUGAAAGACCCAAAGAGUUACGAAAAGGGAGUUUCCCCACCAACUGUAUUUUUGAUAAAAACUCCAAAUAAUAAAUCUACGGGCAGCGUUUCAGCGGCAGAGAAGGCCAAGUUGGACGAAAUCAUGGAAAAGGAAUUUGCAGCGAUACCAUCACCAGGCGCGGAACAUCUUAUUAAACUCGACAGUUUCGAAGACCUCGAAGGAGUAAUUGCUCCUAUUCUCCGAUCAUCGUGCGAGGAUUUAUAAUAACGCUAUACUUUCACUUCUAUCAAUAAAAUGAUAAUGCAACUUCCA